AUGAUUGCCCAAAAUCUUCUCGCUGCCGUUGUUGGCCUUGCAGUUGGUGUCAAGGCUGGCCCAUGCAAGCCUUCGUCAGUGACAACCACGACUGGCACCGCGUCCAGUGAUGUCGUUUCCAUUACCAGUAUCGCCACUUCUGUAGAGUUCACCACUGCCGAUGUCACUUCCGUCACUAGCAUCGCCACUUCUGGAGAGCCCACUACCACCACCACCGAAGCUGCAACUACUACCACUAGCCCGGGUGAAUAUGUCUGCCUCAAGGACCCUGCUCCAGUUGGCAAGGGCUGUAACGCGCAGGGCGGUGGCCAAGGUGCUCUAGAAUUAUUGGGCAAUGUGAACACAUUGACGCUGGCCUCCUGCUACAAGUCUUGUCUGGACAGGACCGGAUGUAUUGCAAUUUCCCUGCAGCCUGGUUCAUGGUGCGCGUUGUGGGCUGGAUCGUUCACGGGUACCAGUGGUGGUGAAUCGGCUUGGUCUUGGUAUGACAUGGGCUGCUUCUGUGACGAGUUUUCAGCCACCACAAGUGGCUUGGCUACCGGGACGACAGCCUCCGAAGCUACAGAUAGUGAACAGACAACUACAUCUAUCGAAUUGACUUCAACCACCGAGACGGCUCCUGCUACAACGACUGAGGCUACAACGACCGAGGCUACAACGACCAAGGCUAUGACCACUACUGAGGCUUCAACCACCACUACCACCGCACCAGGCGAGUCCUGCGUUAACAAUGAGAGGAGCCCCGCCCCAUCCGACAAGAUAUGCAACAAAUCUGGCUACUCGCAUGGUAGCUCCAUGGAAUUUCUGGACAGUCCAACGGGUGUCACAACGAUGGAGGCUUGCCGUGCGGCUUGUCGCGAAACCAGUGGGUGUGCUUUCUUUGCCAUUAUCCCUGGUGAAUAUUGCUCUAUAUAUAGCGGCGACAUUGCGAGCGUAUCCGAUCAAACGGACUACUUUUGGUAUGACAUGGACUGCUUCUGCGACUUGGAUGGGCCAGACUACUGA
This is a messenger RNA of Fusarium subglutinans, 1005 nucleotides long. RefSeq lists its product as uncharacterized. NCBI's taxonomy places the organism in Eukaryota, Fungi, Ascomycota, Sordariomycetes, Hypocreales, Nectriaceae. The transcript has a single exon. Bases 1 to 1005 code for a protein of 334 amino acids. The record is from RefSeq and is a predicted model, not a curated record.